CUCUGACACUCGCUCUUGUCCGUCUCUUCCUCUAUCUGCUCUAUAUUCUCGUUUUUUCUUCGUCUUCUUUUACUUCUCUCUCUUCUCAGAAACAGGGUACUCUUUCUGCUCUGCUUCGGAUAACCUUCGAUAUUGAGGACGCUUAAUUACACUCACCACCCUGCAGUGCCGCUUAGCUCUCUCUCACUUACCCACCAUGGCCCCUAAGAAAAUUUUAUCCAUUGUUUACAUUUUCCUUGCCAUCACAUUUCUACUAAAGUUCCAGUCUAUUGAAGGACGACAACUGAUGAACUAUGAUGCUGUUAAGGUUACAAGCAGCGUGCAUGGUGAUUUUGUUACCAUUCCAACACCACAAAACUCAAACAACAGCGGAAUUGUUGAUAAAAGUGACCCCCUAAACAGCGCUCCUCCCGCGCCACAAGCCCAACAUCCCAUUCACAAUUAAUUUCUUAUCCUUGUAAAGGAGCUUAAUAAGGCCGGAUCUGAUUGGAAAGCUGUGCUUGAUAUUUGGCUGUUUAGAAGAUAGUGUAGACAAUAUAUUUUUAGAAUUCCCGCUUUUGUGUUGUGUUUGGUGGCAAAUUGGUGGCUUGAUUAAUAUCUAUGUUUCAGUGAAUUGAGGCAGUAUAAAUGGAUUGUGUCUGC
Molecule: messenger RNA, 642 nt
Organism: Rubroshorea leprosula
Lineage: Eukaryota; Viridiplantae; Streptophyta; Magnoliopsida; Malvales; Dipterocarpaceae
Source: the annotation of a GenBank genome assembly